This is a messenger RNA of Haliotis rubra (blacklip abalone), 3938 nucleotides long. RefSeq names its product double-strand-break repair protein rad21 homolog. Gene Ontology annotation, biological process: synaptonemal complex assembly; replication-born double-strand break repair via sister chromatid exchange; mitotic sister chromatid cohesion. The record is from RefSeq and is a predicted model, not a curated record. NCBI's taxonomy places the organism in Eukaryota, Metazoa, Mollusca, Gastropoda, Lepetellida, Haliotidae. The transcript has 13 exons. Gene Ontology annotation, cellular component: cohesin complex; synaptonemal complex. Bases 186 to 2762 code for a protein of 858 amino acids. Gene Ontology annotation, molecular function: protein binding; chromatin binding.
GUUUGGGCGGGAAACAAAAGGGACGCCAUCUUGUUAGUUUACUUCUGAUGUGGAUAAUAUGCGGAGUUUUUGUAGAAAAUGUAUAGAUAGACCGCCUGAUAGGCGAUUUUAUAUCAUUUGUAAGGACUAAUACCAUCGCUGGAAUAAUAUUUCGGUAAUUUGGAGACACCAAGUAACAAUUCAAGAUGUUUUACGCACACUUUGUGCUCAGCAAGAAGGGGCCUCUGGCCAGGAUAUGGCUUGCGGCUCACUGGGACAAAAAGCUUACAAAAGCUCAUGUGUUUGAAACAAAUAUAGAUAGCAGUGUUGAAGCUAUUCUGCAGCCAAAGGUGAAAAUGGCUUUGAGAACGUCUGGUCAUCUUUUGUUGGGCGUGGUUCGAAUCUAUUCAAGAAAAGCUAAAUACUUAUUAGCUGAUUGCAAUGAAGCAUUCGUGAAGAUAAAGAUGGCUUUCCGUCCUGGUGUUGUUGAUUUGCCUGAAGAAAACAGGGAGGCCGCUGUUGCAGCCAUUACUUUACAAGAAAAUUUCCAUGACUUCGAGACCACGUUAGCAGAUUUAGAGGAUAUUGAUGUGCAAGCCCAAUUCUCAGUGAAUCAAAGUCGACCAGAGGAAAUCACCAUGAGAGAAGAUUUGGGCAGUAUUCAGUUGAUGGGAGAUGAUGGUUUUGGUGACAUGUUUGAAGACGACUUUGGAGGGGAAAUUUCUGAGGACGAAAUUUGCCUCAUUAUUUAUGGAUUUAAGACAGAUUUAACUAAACACCCUCUCGAUUUUGAUCUUCUUAUGCAAACAUUGGAUAUGACAUUAGCUCGUUGUAAAUCUCCUGUAAAUAAGGAUCUUAGCCCGGGGCUUCGUCACAGCGUGGACAGUGGUAUUGAACUCGACGUAGAACAAGACAACUGUGAUAUUAGUGAAAGUCUUGAAACUGACAGUGGUAUCCGCACACCUUCUGAAAGUGCUUCAAGUAAAAGUGCAGCUAUUUCUUGCGAAUCUAGUGCUACUUGUGACAGUGCUAUUGCUCACUCAGGGAAUUCUAGAAAAUCUCAGGACAAAGUUUCCUUGGAAAAGCUGGACAGUGGAAUAGGUCUGGACAGCGAUCCAGGUUUCUAUGACUGGGAUGAAUCCGAACAUAAUUCUGUGAUAGAAGAUGGAAACUCCCAUUGGGAUGACCCCCAUGCUUCUCCGUGUUCAGCAGGACCGGGUGAUGUUGGGUUUGAUGAACGGGAAAUCCUCAGAGAUGCGUCAAAUCUUGACGACACACUGUACAAGAACCAAGAUAUAUCAGCUGCUCCUAUUGAUGACCAUGAAAAAACUUUGGGAAAUCAUAGCACAUCUCUGGAAAAGUCCAUGGAUGUUGACAUGGAGGCACCCAUCACAGAUGAUGGAUUUGGUGCAGUUGGCGAUGGAUUCAUGGAUGCAGAUGACGACGAUGAUGAUGAUAAUGGAGAUUUUGGUGAUGUUGGAGAUGUUGAUCAGGCAUUUUUUGGUCAAGAAUUCAUGGAGCCUGCAGGUCUUUUUGAAGACACACCUAUGCCAGAGGUUCCAUUGCCAGCUGAGGCUGAAGGAGAGCCUGUACCUAAAGAUAGUGAAGAAACACAGAAGGUAGUGGAGACAUCACAUAAUGAGGCGGAGGUGACACAGCCAACAAAUACAACCAACAGCACAGCUGGUGAACAAACCACACUUGUACAUAAUGAAGAAGAAGCAUUUGCCCUUGAACCUCUAGAUGUCACUGCUGUACCAGGUGCUGAAAAGAAAGCCAAGAGGAAAAGAAAACUAAUUGUUGAUGAACAUAAGGGCAUUCCUGGUGAGACAAUGAAGCUCCAGCUGUCGGACACAAGUGAUAUUGUGACAACACUGGAUCUUGCUCCUCCCACCAAGAAGCUCAUGCAUUGGAAGGAAACUGGUGGUGUUGAAAAACCUUUUGCCCUGCCUGGAAGACCAAUAGUCUCCAAGACUUUGUCAAAGAUGUUCUCUAAGAACUUGGUGACAAAACAAGUGAAGGAAGAGGAUGAUAUUUGUGGAAUUGAGAAACUGGUGCUUGAAUCUCCUGAAGUGUCUCGAGAAGAAGAUAAACAAGUUGAUAGAUCAAGACAGUCAGACAUGUCAACAAUCAUUGAAGAACCAUCAAUCAACUUGGACAACAGCAAAACUUUGGCACGUUCACGGCGCAGUGAGAAGUCUUUUGUGGAAAAACCAAAAGAAGUUGCUCCUGAAGAGCCAACAAAUAAUGCACAAGAUCUGUUUGCCCAGUCCUUCAACAAUGGCAUUGUUGAUAUGCCUCCCGAUCCGACGCUGGAUCCAACACUUGAUCCAACACUUGAACCAAGUAUAUCUACUGUGGACCCCACUGCCAUAGAUCCCAGCCUCAUCGACCCCAACAUGGAAGAUGGGCCUCCUUCAAUUGCUCCUUUCUCUGUUCCUCCUCAGUCUGUUGGGCCACCAUCUGUUGCACCCCCUUCAGUUGCACCAGCCUUUGAUGACCUGGAAGCAGAGAAUGAACCGAUGCCUGAGAAUUUGGAGCAAGAAGAGAUCCGGUGGAGCAAGCGAACACAGCAAAUGCAGCACACAUUUGAUCUGGCUUUCAGAUAUUCAGACUCUUUAAGCUUCAAGGACAUGGCCAGACGGCAUAAUCGUAAACAAGCAUCAUCUCGUUUCUACACUUUGUUAGUGUUAAAGAAGCACCAGUGUGUUGAGGUGCAGCAGGAUGAACCUUAUGGUGACAUUAUCAUCAGCAAAGGACCUAAUUUUGGAAUGGCUUGCUGAGACAGACACUGUACAGAAGUGUAAAUAUUCAUGACACAGUGGUCAAGUAAUAUAACAUUGACUUGACAGUGGAUCAUCAGAUCAUCCCCAACAUUACCUGAACUGUGCUAUCAUUAGCAGUUACACCACUGACUGAUAUGCCAAGUCAAUACUGCAUCUCUGUCACUCAUCUGUUAAAGGUUACUUUGUUGUCGGUGGCUGUGUGUUUUUGUCCAGUAUUGUAUAAUUGUUACCUGGGUGUGUGUUUCAAUGCCAGUCUGAACAUUAGUGCUGGGACCUUGUCUCAUGAAUCCUCAAAGGUUAUCUGAAGUUAAUGUUCAUAAUAGGUAAACUAUAAAGCAGCUGUUUCCAAUUGAGACUGUUUUAUGUUAGGACUGGUCCUAAUAUAUUUUAAACAUAGAACGUCAAUUGUAUUGUCGGCAAGCAAUUUCAAUACAAGGCAUUGUGAUUAUUAGUGAUGGAACAAGGCAAGUUUUUAAGUCAUAAAGGUAACAACUAUUUAAUGGAUCUAGGUACAUCUUUCAGGGAAAGCAAAAAGGCUUUAGGAAUUAUUUAUGAUGGUAUUUCUUCAGUGUCUCAAGUUAAAAAUGUGCAAUAUUUCUAAGAAAGCAGAUUACCAUAUGUGUUUCAAAGAAGCUAAAGACUUCAGUGAUUUUGUACGUUAGAAAAAAUAUUUCUGUAAGUAAAGCUAUGCAUAUUUUUAAAACAUUGAAACAGAUUUUUUUAUUUAAGUUCUUGGUCCUCUUCUCAGCUGUUUCUUUUGUAUGGAUUAAGGCGACAUACUACAUUCUUAUCAUUCUUUUCAUUCAUUGUCAUUAAACCUGAAAAAAUCCAGGCAGCAUUCAUACAAGAUGCUGGCUCACAGCAAUUUUAGAGAAACAUCUAUAUUGAAAUACUACAAGCUUGUGUUCAUUGUUGAAGUUUGCAAAACUUUGCAAAAGAAACCAUCAUAUUUGUUUAUCCCAUAUUGUAAAUUCAUUGCCAUUUGUCAUCCUAUCUAGUUCCUAGUAUCAUUAUCAUUGUAUAAAUUUUGUUCACUUGUUCCUGGUUUAAGACUAGCAUCAAUCUCAAUAGUUGCACUUAGCCACGUUUUUACAUCACAUUUCAUUGGUGACUCCUGGAGUCCACUCGUGGCUUGUAGCAUUUAUUUUGUACAAAUAAAGUCAUUGAAUAUAA